AUGGAAUGGGAGGAGCAGCUGUGGACACACACGUCCAUGGUCAUGGUGGGCACAUCCAACCACAGCGACGCAGUCAUGUGCAGGGCCACAUCACAGGAGGGCAAGGAAGCCGCCAUGAAUGACACACAUCAUCAUCAUCAUCAUCAACCCUUCCCCAUUUCCCUCCUCUUCUACCUCAGCUCGGCCGUCAUCACCGCCCUCACCACGACCAUCGACGGCACAGCCGCCAUCACACCCGGCCGACACCAGCCCCAAUCUGGCGUGAGGCAGACAUUGCACAUAUCAGUCGCUCUGAUGAAGAGCGUUGAGGAGGCGCAUGAAGCGGUGGAACCAACGACGAUGAUGAAGGUGAGAGGGCCAUGCAUCCCGUCUCCGUCCAACCGACCAAGCAAAGCAGCCGAGCGAGCAAGCAAAGGACACGGCGUGGCAAGGGGCCGUUUGUUUUCGCCGUUUCCACCACCAGCAACAACAGCAACAACAACAGCUGAUGAUGUGUGGCUGCAUUUGGAUGCACUGGCCCUCUGUCUCUCGUCCAUCUCCACCUGCUCUUCGUCGUCAUUGGUCACCAACAGCAGCGACUGCGACCGUGGAUGUGGAGGGUGUGAUGUGCGUCGAUGUGCCGUUGCCUCGCGUGACGACGCUGCUGGUGGUGGGCAGUGGCCGAUCUCUUCCCAAGCCCUCAUGACACGACCAGGGCGAUACACGCACACACAAAUGUGCCAGAGAAGAAGGCACGAGGCGGACGUAUGCGGGUUUCCCCAACCGAUUUCCUUCUUUCUUUUCCCAACAAAUCGCCAUUGCUCUGUGUCAUCAUCAUCAUCAGCCUUCCCCAUGCGAUGUGCAGCUGUUGAGGCGUGAUCGAGACAGCGGCCAACCCAGGUA
Messenger RNA from Salpingoeca rosetta, 882 nucleotides. RefSeq lists its product as uncharacterized. The record is from RefSeq and is a predicted model, not a curated record. NCBI's taxonomy places the organism in Eukaryota, Choanoflagellata, Craspedida, Salpingoecidae. The transcript is spliced from 7 exons. Bases 1 to 858 code for a protein of 285 amino acids.